UAUCACAUAGCAAUUAUCUGUUAUUUUAAAAAGAUUAUUUUUACUAAGUAUUUUAAACCCAUAAAAUAAUUCAUUUUCAAUUCAUUAAGCAUUAACAUAAGCAAAAUUUGUUACACAUUUUCAAAUAUCAUACAUUUGAUUUUAUUAGAUUUCAUUAGGUAACGAUGGCUCCGAAAGUAAAGAACAAAAGACCACAAAAGAUAGAGAAAAAGUCGGCAUUGAAACUGGCAGGUCCACCUCCAAAGCCGAAGAAGAUACCGCCUCCACCAGCUUGUUUCACUGCCGAUGAUAUAAUGAAAUACAAAGAAAUCUUUAGAUUAUAUGACGAGGAACAGAUUGAUAAGGUACCUAUAACACUGAUACCGACAAUGCUAAGGAAGAUAGGAUUAAAUCCGAAAACAGCAGAAGUAAAUCAGAUGUUCGUGACGUUUCUAGAAGAUGAUCUUGUUGAUACAGUGGAGUUUCACGAAUUUCUGCAAAUGAUAGAAGCUAAAGUGAACUUUGGAGAUGACUUCGAGAUAGAUGUAACUCGUGCAAUUGCUGCACUAGGACAUGACGAUGAAGAAACAGGUUUUGUGGACUUUGAAUUAUUCAAGCAAGAACUUAUGGAAUGGGGCGAACCCCUUUUGGAGAUAGAAUUUAUGGAUUGGAUUAAGUUGGCUAUAAGAGAUAAAUCGUAUAACCAACAAGAUGGCAAGUUUUGCUACGGAAAGUUUGUGGAGAACUUAAAUAACAGAGAUAUGCGAUUCUUUAAGGAACCGAUUAACUAUUUCAAGCUUGAUCAGAAGACUUUAGCUGAAUUAGCCAUAAAGAAGGCGCAGGCACAGAAAGAAGAGCAAGAAAGGAGAGAACUUGAGAAGAAGGCUCGAGACGAGGCUAGGAGACAGAAAAUGAUUGCUGAUGGCUUAUUACUUCCUGAUGAACCGUUGCCGUCUGCUGAACCAGCUACCAAGGCUGCUACAUCAGUUACCGCAGUUGCCACGUCAGCGAUCAAGGCUGCUACAUCAUCAACCACGACUGCUGCCGCCGACAAAGCAGAGCCAAAGGAAACCUAGUAAUCAAAAACUUUCACCUUAAUCAUUUUAAUUCUCUACUGUGAUUUUAUUUGUUCCAUUUUUGAUGACAUGUUUACUGUAAUAGUUAUGAUAUUGUAGUAUUACUCAUUUAGAUUUAAAUAUCUG
Spodoptera litura is the source of this 1181-nucleotide messenger RNA. RefSeq lists its product as uncharacterized. Gene Ontology annotation, cellular component: myosin II complex. NCBI's taxonomy places the organism in Eukaryota, Metazoa, Arthropoda, Insecta, Lepidoptera, Noctuidae. The record is from RefSeq and is a predicted model, not a curated record.